AUGUUCUUCUCCAACAUCAUAUGCUAUCAACAAGGGAUCGCGUUCGCAUCAGCUGUGCAGACGCUACGCGCCAGCCUGCACGAGGACUCCAAGGUUCGACUUUCCAUGCUAGAUCUAGUCGAAAAGUUUCGCGAACAGUCUGCCACGUUUGGUCCAGAUAAGAUAUACAGCUUGAUGGGCUUGUUGCAGGCUGGACAACCUUCGCUUCUGGAUGCAGACUACACCAUAACCCCUGAGAAAGUUUUCAUGCAAUUCACUGUCUCUUGUCUCCGCUAUUACGGAAACCUACGAGUACUAGGAUUAGCGGCUGGUGCCGAACUGAGGAGCGCAAGUUGGUGUCGCAACUACAGCCUGAAUAUCGCUGGGGUGGAAGAAAGCCGGCCGCUCCAUGGACUACCUGGAAGACCGAGACCUUACUGUGCCUCAGGAAAUUCAUCCCUGCGAUAUCAUUUCAGCCUUGAAUACGGCGUCUUGUCUCUUCUCAGCUUGGGUAUGGACGAAAUAGUGGAAGUAGCCGGAGUUUACAGACCUGGAGCUACUUUGGACACGGCAAAGUGGUCGAAUUUUGUUGACGAGGCAGCUCCGGAGCGAAAAAUAGCUUUCACCUGCACAGUUGCUGCAGACUGUCUGACCAAGCCCGGGAAGAAAUAUAGCCCGUUAGAAGAAGCCGCAUGGAUUGAGCGAUACAGCCAAGCUGUUAACAAUGCCUGUGUAAACCGGCAACUCUUUGUCACACGCUCAGGGAAACUCGGCAUUGGGCCCUGGAACCUCAAGCGAGGUGAUAACAUAGCCAUAUUGGUGGGCGGAAAGACACCUUUUGUCCUGCGCAGAUGCAGUCUGGGAGAGAAGCGUAGAUACAUCAGUGAGUUUGGCAUUCCAGGAGAUGCUUACAAGCUUGUUGGUGAAGCUCAUGUUAAUGGUAUGAUGUAUUACGAAGGGAACGCGGAAGAACGCAUUAAGAGUGGGGAGGUGAGGGUGGUGCCCGUACACCUGUUGUGA
Messenger RNA from Alternaria arborescens, 999 nucleotides. RefSeq lists its product as hypothetical. The record is from RefSeq and is a predicted model, not a curated record. The coding region runs from base 1 to 999 and encodes 332 amino acids. The transcript has a single exon. NCBI's taxonomy places the organism in Eukaryota, Fungi, Ascomycota, Dothideomycetes, Pleosporales, Pleosporaceae.